AUGGCAAAAUUUGUGCUCGCGGGUAAAACAGACUGCCCUCAUUAUGCCAAAGCAGAACUUUUAGCAGAUGCUCUGCAGCGAUCUCUGCAGAUCCCAGAUAAAUGGAAGGCGGGUCGGGAAGCCACCUGCGGGAGAAAUGGCCGGAAACACGAGAAGUCCCCUUUGGUUUGGAGGGAACUGGUGGACCAAGGGGGCAAAGGGAUGCUCUUAGGGGACUUCAGUGACUUCCUUGAGCAUUGUCAGGAGUACUACAGCAUCACAUCGGACACGUCUACAGAUAUAAUGCUGAGUGUUGCAGCAGAGAAUCUGGAGACCGAGAUGAACCUUAUUGUGGAGGAGCAGCACCGUGUCAGUCUCAUCAAACCCCUUCAUAUAUGGAUCAGCUGGCGAGUUACCCAAAAUUGCCACUUCCUGAUCCCCAACCUGCUCUCUGCUGAAGUGUUCCCCCACGUUGCUGCAAUCGGCCUCCGCCUACUGGAUCUGCGGGGGGGCGAGGAGGGAUUGCAGGAGUUGAGGAUGGAGACAGAGGACCUGGCACUCCCUCUGCUCCAUCAGGUAAGCAUUCAUACAGAUCUGGAGCAAGCCUUCCGAGAAGCGGAUGUCACCCUCCUGCUGGAUGAGCGGUGGUCUGAUGACAGUGAUACAGCGACUGAGAGUGAGCAGGAUGCUCGCUCCAUUGACAGCGACCAAUUUGUCACCAUGGCAACUCAACUGGAGAAUGAAGCCAGGGCCAUAAUCGCAAAGAAGCUGAAAGUUAAGGCGUCGGAUAUUACAGAUGUCAUCGUUUGGGGAAAUAUCAGUGGUAGUUUCUACAUUGACCUGCAGAGGGCAAAGGUUUUCAACUAUGAAAUCAAAGGACCUGCCUUCUCUUCACAGAUGCUCCUAAAGAUUUUCCAUGACAGGAAACGGUUGGAGACAGACUUUCAAGACUUGGCGCGCUCUCAGCGUGCAGCUGUGGCUUCAGAGCGCUGCCAAGCAGCUGCCAUGUCAGCUGCCAGUGGGAUCCUCACCAUUCUAAAGGCUUGGAAUGGUGCUUGCAGUCCGGAUAAAGUCUUCUCUCUGGGUGUGCUAUGCCCAGGCUACUACAAUCUCCUAGACGGAAUCGUCCUCUCAGUUCCAGUUCCCUUGACAGACGGUAAAUGGUCCGUGCAAUUCAUCGGUGACGAACUGAGGGAGAGACUUCAGCUUUUUGCUAGUGAACUAGGGCAAGAAAAUGAACUUGGGUCAGAAAAUUGCAUGAUUGUUAUAAAGAAGGAAGACAGUACACAGGCUAAAAACACAGGUUAGAGGUAGAUGAUCAAAGGAAAUAAUCCAGAUAAAUUUCAGUACCACAUCUUGAGUUUUUUCAGUU
Molecule: messenger RNA, 1351 nt
Organism: Xiphias gladius (swordfish)
Lineage: Eukaryota; Metazoa; Chordata; Actinopteri; Istiophoriformes; Xiphiidae
Gene: mdh1b
Product: malate dehydrogenase 1B, NAD (soluble)
Biological process (GO): malate metabolic process; tricarboxylic acid cycle; oxaloacetate metabolic process
Molecular function (GO): L-malate dehydrogenase (NAD+) activity
Source: RefSeq, a predicted model, not a curated record